UUCAGCACGUACGGCCACAGUCAGCUGAAAACUGGGCAUCCCGUCCGCUCUGCCAUACAUAAGCAGUUGAACGGCAGAUUAGUACUACGGUGGGUGACCACGUGGGAAUCCCUGCUGCUGUACGUUUUGUUUUGUACCUUCCUUUUGGCUUUGCCUUCCUGGGAGCACCAUCUUAUGUUCUUUUUGUCGGUCCUUAUGUGUUCUCGAUAUUGUCUCUGAGCAUAGCGUGAAGAUCGGCGUUGAGAUCUAGCAGCAAAGCUAACGGUCGACGAUGGAAAAGAGCGAUGCGGUAGAGCAGAAGCUCGCACGAGAGAAGAGAACGUGAGUAUGACUUUGGGAAGGAGCGACCAAAGUCAGCUCUCCCAAGUGCCAAAGUCUGUCCCAGAGAGCUUAUAGUCUCAGUGGGCGAUCGUAGGAGAAGAAAAGCAUUGUGCAUCUACAGUACUCAGCUUGACUAUCUCGACACGCUCUCAGGAUCCACCACUUCGAUCUCUCAUAUCUCGACGGUCACGACUGAAUGCAGCUACUAGCGCGAUGAACAAUGUAGUAUUAUGAGGGGUUCUGAUAGAGGAUAGUUGGUAUUGAUCUUCGGUCUGAUUACUUGAUGUUAUGCAGCAAGAUCAAAUCUUAUUGCUGUGCCAAAAUUACAAC
This is a messenger RNA of Aureobasidium pullulans EXF-150, 651 nucleotides long. RefSeq lists its product as uncharacterized. The transcript is spliced from 2 exons. NCBI's taxonomy places the organism in Eukaryota, Fungi, Ascomycota, Dothideomycetes, Dothideales, Saccotheciaceae. The annotation marks the transcript as partial. The record is from RefSeq and is a predicted model, not a curated record.